CGUUUCCAUGGGAGAGCGGCGCGCGUGGCACCGCGCGGGGCGGGGCGCGCGGCCAGGCCUUAAAGGGGCCGCACCUGGCGCGGGGGCAGAACCGGAGCGACCGGCCCCGAGCCCGAGGGGGGUUUGUGCUGCAGGACACGGGUGACACCAAGAUCCUGACUGGAUUUAACAGGAAGAACAAGGGGCUUUUACCUGGGAACCAUGGCAGAGAAGAUCCUGGUGACCGGAGGCGCUGGCUACAUCGGCAGUCACUGCGUGCUGGAGCUGGUGGAGGCUGGUUACGUCCCUGUGGUCAUAGACAACUUCCACAAUGCCAUCCGAGGGGCAGACGCGCUCCCUGAAAGCCUCCGGCGUGUGCAGCAGAUCGUGCGCCAGCCCAUCCUCUUCCAGGAGCUGGAUAUCACCGAUGAGGCAGCGCUGCAGGAGCUCUUCAGUGAGCACCGUUUCUCAGCCGUGAUGCACUUUGCGGGGCUGAAGGCGGUGGGAGAGUCAGUGCAGAAGCCUCUGGAGUACUACAGAGUGAACCUCACCGGGACCAUCCGGCUGCUGGAGGCCAUGAAAGCCCACGGCGUGAGGAACAUGGUGUUCAGCAGCUCUGCCACCGUCUACGGAGACCCCAAGUACCUGCCCCUGGAUGAGAACCACCCCGUUGGAGGCUGCACCAACCCCUACGGCAAAUCCAAGUACUUCAUCGAGGAGAUGAUUCGAGAUCUCUGCAAGGCAGAGAAGGACUGGAACGCUGUUCUCCUGCGCUAUUUCAACCCCAUCGGUGCCCAUGAGUCAGGCAUGAUUGGAGAAGAUCCUCAGGGGAUCCCCAACAACCUCAUGCCCUACGUGGCGCAGGUGGCUGUGGGGCGCCGGGAAUUCCUGAGCGUGUUUGGGAAUGACUACAAUACGGAUGAUGGAACGGGCGUCAGGGACUACAUCCACGUCGUGGACUUGGCCAAGGGCCAUAUCGCUGCUUUGAAGAAGCUCAAGGAGAACUGUGGCUGCAAGAUCUACAAUCUGGGCACAGGCACCGGCUACUCUGUCCUGCAGAUGGUCCAGGCCAUGGAGAGAGCCUCAGGGCGGGAGAUCAAGUACAAGAUCACGGGCCGGCGCGAGGGAGACGUGGCCUCCUGCUACGCCGACCCCACGCUGGCCGAGCGCGAGCUGGGCUGGAAAGCUGCCUUUGGCCUGGACAAGAUGUGUGAGGAUCUGUGGCGGUGGCAGCUGCGGAAUCCCACAGGCUUCAGCAAGAACUGAGCCGUGGCCCCAGGGCUCGCCUGGCUCCUGGGCUGCUCCCCGGCCUCCCCGUGCCCCAGCGAGGCUGUGAUCAGCCUGGGUGCAGGUCCAGCUCCCCUCCUGCCUCUGGCAUGGGGCAGCCCCAGCCUCUCCGCUCCUCAUCCUCCCUCCCCACUGCCCCAGGUCCUUUGCACCUCAGAGCAGAAACACAAGGGAAAACAGAGCCAGGGCCCUGCUUUGGGACCCCGGGCACAGAAACCCCUUGUGGGACUGCAGAGGGGCUGGUGCCCACCCCAGCAGGGAGGUGAAACACCCCUUCCCUGCUGCACCCAACCUGCCCAGCUCGGGGGGCAGGGGCUGUUCCUGGACUCAGGGGGAGACCAGGACUCCCACUGCCCCGGGCAUGGGGAGGGUGCUGAGCACCUACCUCAUGGUCUUAGGCCCCAGGAACGCCCCCGAUUCCCAACAUCUACAGGGACCAGGCAUAUCCCAAGCCCAGCACAGCUCACUUCCCCAGCCCAGCUCCCCAGGGGCAAGGCCCUGAUGGCUGCCAAGGGCUCUCCACAGACACGUGCCUCUUUCUCUGCCCCCAGUGUGGUUUUGGGGACAAACUCUCAUCUCUGACAAGCUCCAGCGGAGCCCCAGACCUAAGCCCUGGGUGCAGUCGUGCUGCACACAGCCCCUCUGUUGCCAUGAGAUUGGGCUGGUGCCUGGUUUUCCUUCCACGUUGCCUGUGGCAGCCACUUCCAUAAUCCCAUUGCCAAAGACUGCCCAGGAGCAGGCUCUGCUCCGCUGCCCAACACUGCUCCUAUUUAUUCUGGGUGCUUCCACGCGCACUGGGAGCGGCGCUGACGCAGCCGGCCCCGUGUGCUGCUCCUUGGCCCCAUAACUUAUGUUCCUAACUUAUGAAUCGAGCUUUUGAUUUGUUUCCAAAUAAACUUUCUUACUUUCUAA
This is a messenger RNA of Strigops habroptila (Kakapo), 2178 nucleotides long. RefSeq names its product UDP-galactose-4-epimerase (gene GALE). The coding region runs from base 202 to 1245 and encodes 347 amino acids. Lineage: Eukaryota; Metazoa; Chordata; Aves; Psittaciformes; Psittacidae. Gene Ontology annotation, biological process: beta-D-galactose catabolic process via UDP-galactose, Leloir pathway. Gene Ontology annotation, molecular function: UDP-glucose 4-epimerase activity. Gene Ontology annotation, cellular component: cytosol. The transcript has 12 exons. The record is from RefSeq and is a predicted model, not a curated record.